AAGGUUGUGGUAGGGGAGACUGUGGCUCGACAGCAUAGGAUGGUGGUGUGUAAGAUGACUGAUGGUGGUGGGGAGGAAGAUUAGGAAGACAAAGGCAGAACAGAGAACCAUUAAGGAUAAAGAUGGAAAUAUGUUGACUGGUGCCAGCAGUGUGCUGGAUAGAUGAAAAUAAUACUUUGAGGCAUUGAUGAAUGAGAAAAAUGAGUGAGAAGAGGCAAGUGUGGUGGAACAGGAAGUGGCAAUGAUUAGUAAGGGGGACGUUAGAAAGGCAUUAAAGAGGAUGAAAAAUGGAAAGGCAGUUGGUCCUGAUGACAUUCCUGUGGAGGUAUGGAAGCAUCUAGGAGAGGUGGCUGUGGAGUUUUUGACCAGCUUGUUCAAUAGAAUUCUAGCACGUGAGAAGAUGCUUGAGGAAUGGAGGAAAAGUGUGCUGGUGCCCAUUUUUAAGAACAAGGCUGAUGUGCAGAGCUGUGGGAGCUAUAAGUGAGUAUUUGCGAGCAACAGUAUGGUUUCAUGCCUAGAAAGCGUACCACAGAUGCAUUAUUUGCCUUGAGGAUGUUGAUGGAAAAGUACAGAGAAGGUCAGAAGGAGCUACAUAGUGUCUUUGUAGCUCUAGUGAAAGCCUAGGACAGAGUACCCAGAGAGGAACUGUGGUACUGAAUGCGGAAGUCUGGAGUGGCAGAGAAGUAUGUUAGAAUAAUACAAGCCAUGUACAAGGGCAGCAGAACAGUGGUGAGGUGUGCUGCAGGUGUGACAGACGAAUUUAAGGUGGAGGUGGGACUGCAUCAGGGAUCAGCCCUGAGCCCCUUCCUGUUUGCAGUGGUGAUGGAUAGGCUGACAGAUGAGGUUAGACUGGAAUCCCCGUGGACCAUGAUGUUUGCUGAUGACAUCGUGAUCUGCAGUGAAAGCAGAGAGCAGCUGGAGAAACAGUUAGAAAGAUGGUAGCAUGCACUGGAAAGAAGAGGAAUGAAGAUUAGCCGAAGUAAGACAGAAUACAUGUGCAUAAAUGAGAGGGGUGGUGGGGGAAGAGUGAGACCACAGGGAGAAGAGAUAGCAAGGGUGGAGGACUUUAAAUACUUGGAGGCAAAAUUCCUGAACAAUGGUGAGUGUGAUCAGGAAGUGAAGAAACGGGUCCAAGCAGGUUGGAACGGGUGGAGGAAGAUGUCAGGUGUAUUAUGUGACAGAAGAGUCUCUGGUAGGAUGAGGGGCAACAUUUAUAAAACAGUGGUGAGGCUAGCCAUGAGGUACGGAUUAGAGACAGUGGCACUGAAGAGACAACAGGAAGCAGAGCUGGAGGUGGCGAAAAUGAAGAUGUUGAGGUUCGCUCUCGGAGUGACCAGGUUGGAUAAAAUUAGAAAUGAGCUCAUCAGAGGGACAGCCGAGGUUCGAUGUUUUGGAGACAAAGUUAGAGAGAGCAGACUUUGAUGGUUUGGACAUGUCCAGAGGAGAAAUAGUGGGUAUAUUGGUAGAAGGAGUAUAAGGAUGGAGCUGCCAGGAAAUAGAGCUAGAGGAAGACCAAAGAGAAGGUUGAUGGAUGUCGUGAGGGAAGACAUGAGGGCAGUUGGUGUUCGAGAGGAGGAUGCAGGAGAUAGGCUUACAUGGAAAAGGAUGACGCCCUGUGGCGACCCCUAAAGGGACAAGCAAAAAGAAAAAGAAGUUUAGAUUUUGUUAGUGUGUGUGUGCGUGCGUGUGGUCGCGUUCUCUCGUGUGCGACCAAAAAAAGCCUCCUACAUGAAUUGAAGUUGGUGUAAUACAUUUAAAAAAUAAUUUGCGAUUAAUUGUGUCACGGUUUAAGCGACAUAAGACACUGCGCAUGCGCCAAUAUCUGUUGUUUGCUUGGCAGCCACCCACUCGUGGUGGUGAUGUGAAGGACUAACGGCACUGGCCUAUUGGUUUUCGAAAGGAAGUUAAAAGAUGGUAGUAGUUGUAUUUUGAUGUUUCUCUAUUUCUUCUUAGCGAAGGGUUUGUUUAAACCUCGUUGCGUUUUUUAACCUGAAUGUAACUAGGGGAAAAAACUAGCAGAGGUAUCUAAUGGCAAGCUAACGGGAGCUAGCACCUCUCGCCUGAGCCCCAGCUGAUAUUUGCUAGCUGUAGCAAAGACGAGCAUGAACUGGUGUUAAAGCGCAGCAGUACAAAUAUUGUAUUCUUAGGUUCUCGAAAUGCAACCAUUUAGCCGGUUAACUUGAAAAAGUGCGUAACCAGCUUGAGAUGAGCUAAAUUGAUGUUUGGAUACAACGCGGUAACCACACAACUGCAGAGGAGAUGAGUCAGCUUUGGAGGCGAGACAUACCUUUGUCAGACAAGCUGGCUAAUGACUCUCCAGCAGGCCUUGCACCCAGGGUCCCUGCCACCAUGCUCCCACAGGGGUCAAACUCCUCCUGGAUACCGGAAGCCCCAGUGGUCACACCAGAGCAGCCCAUUUUCCUCAUGACCUCUACUGCCCAAACCAUAUCAGGUUUUUUUGUUUGGACAGCACUCCUGAUCACAUGUCACCAGAUCUACAUGCACCUACGUUACUACAGCUCUCCAAAUGAGCAGAGGCAUAUAGUGAGGAUUCUCUUCAUUGUCCCCAUCUAUGCCUUUGACUCUUGGCUCAGCCUUCUAUUUUUUACCAAUGAGGAGUACUAUGUGUACUUUGACACAGUUAGAGACUGCUACGAAGUGAUUGGGUGGCGACCAGUUCAGGGUGUACCCCGCCUUUUGCCCGAAGAUAGCUGGGAUAGGCUUCAGUACGCCCGCGACCCUAGUGAGGCCUUUGUCAUCUACAACUUCCUCAGUCUGUGUUACGAGUAUCUGGGCGGCGAGAGUGCCAUCAUGGCUGAAAUCAGAGGAAAACCUAUUGAGUCAAGCUGUAUGUAUGGGACCUGUUGUCUGUGGGGUAAGACCUACUCCAUUGGGUUCCUCAGAUUUUGCAAACAGGCCACUCUGCAGUUCUGUGUGGUCAAACCACUAAUGGCAGUCAUCACAGUCAUUCUUCAGGCCUUUGGAAAAUACAAAGAUGGCGAUUUCAAUGUGGCCAGUGGCUACUUGUACGUGACCAUCAUCUACAACAUCUCAGUCAGCCUGUCGCUAUACGCUCUCUUCCUCUUCUACUUUGCUACAAGAGAGCUACUUGUCCCCUACAGCCCUGUCCUCAAGUUCUUUAUGGUCAAGUCCGUCAUCUUCCUGUCCUUCUGGCAGGGAUUGCUGCUGGCCAUCCUAGAGAAGUGUGGUGCCAUUCCUCAGAUAAACUCUGCUGACUUUUCUGUGGGCGAGGGAACAGUUGCUGCUGGUUACCAGAACUUCAUCAUCUGCAUUGAGAUGUUCUUCGCCGCUGUUGCUCUGCGCCAUGCCUUCACUUACAAGGUCUAUAUGGACAAAAGACUGGAUUCGUAUGGCUCAUUUCCUAUCUAUGGACAGUACGGCCGCUGUGCACCAAUGAAGAGCAUCUCCAGCAGCCUGAAGGAGACCAUGAAUCCAGGAGACAUGGUGCAGGAUGCCAUCCAUAACUUCUCACCAGCUUAUCAGCAGUAUACCCAGCAGUCCACCCUGGAGCGGUGUGGAGGCCCAGCUCUCUCUCGCAGCCAUAGUAACCUCAGCACCAGAGGGGACAAUGAGAAGACCCUACUACUCAGCUCUGAUGAUGAGUUCUGAGACUCAAAACCAUCCUCUUGAGUUUCCUGUUCCUCUUGUAGCCCUUAUUUCAGAAGCCAUGGAAGACAACUGAGAUGUUAUCUCUGUUUAGCUGAGAUUCAUGCCUGGUUUAUAAAAUGGUAAGAGCAUGAAAGGAUUGAGAAGUAUAUAUAUAGUUCAGGAAAGAGCUGUGGUAUUUCUAUAUGUUCAUUUGAUGGUAAAGUUGUGACUUUUAUUAUUAACAUCUUAGAGCCUGGAAUCUGUAUUCUUAAUUUGUGUUUGAUUUGCUGUAUGGCUACAUAUAGCCACCUGAUACUGCACUUUAAACCCCACAGCUAAAGCUAGAUGACUGCUAGGUAUAAUGAACUGGAGCUACAAAGUGCCAUCUUCUGACCUGUGGUGGCUAUUAUCAUUUGUCAUGUUGAGUCUUUAUUUGAAUUUUUGCCAAAACCUUGCCAAAUAGAGUAGGAAAGUGUGCUCCUAUUAAUAAUACCCAUUGACAGUUAUAUUGAAGUGAAUCAAGGCUUCAUGUUAAGAUAUAUUAUUUUUUUAAAUGAUGUGUGGCACUAGGUUUGUAUGGAAAAAAAAAACAAAAAAAAAACUGUCAUGGCGUGACUGAAGAUGGUAGCCAGCUAAUGUCUGUGAAUCACCAACGGAUGUGGUUUAGGAGAGAUUUAGUAGGCCAGGAAGAUUGACAGUAGGACAACGUCCACACAGAUUACUGAAACUGCACUGCGGCCCAUCUGUGGUGUGCAGUGGAUUAUAAUCCCACAAUUAAGGUCACUGCAUGCAUCACAGACCAAGCCAACCUUGGCCCCAACUUUCUAAGGCAGCAUUGAGUCAGGAGGUUAGUUAGACAGACAGACAUGCCCGAGAAUAAAGAUGACAGCAUCCAUCCUUCUUUACCACUUACACUUGUUUCUAAAAUAAAAUUACUGCUUUUAUAAUGCAGAGAUUCUGUACAGAAAAAACGGAAAUGCAUCGAGAGCCUCAUGUCAAUUAAUCCCAUGAGGCAACCCAAGAUAACCCGUAAUAUUUUUGCUGUUAUUUCAAGAGAAUAUGAAUAUGGACAUUGUUUGAGUAGACUUCUGUUAACCAGGUGAUGUUAAAUUGUGUUUUUGCACCAGCCAGUAGCCAUUGUGGUUGUGAUUGUAAAUGUUUGAUGGUUGAGCACUGCAGUAAACCCCGAAUGUUGCCUCUAACUGUUGUGUUGUGGCCAAUGCAAACAGUGUAUCGAAUGUAGGCAAAGUGAAGAGAGCCAAAGUGUACAUCUUAAUUCCAAAAUAAUGUGGAGGCCAUGAUCAGUGGGCUCAAAUGAGCAUUUUACAGCUGUGACGACUAUCCCAACUGCAUUUUUGACAUCUCAUGCCCACAAUGAUAAUACAUCAUUUGUUAUGCAGCCUUUCACUGAAUCCUGGUGCUCUUUAACCAUCUUAAUACGAUUUAAGAGACUACUUAAAAUCCUAUAAUUCAACUCGAUUUAUAAAUUAGGACACAUUCCAGAAAGAAAAUGUUGUAAAUAAAAGUUUAAGCACUGAAAAACAUAUGACUUAAAUGGCAUUGCUUCAUAUAGUGCUUUGUUUUACAAUUUCAAUUUUUAUACAUGCCUGUUAAUGUUUGUGUUAUAUACAGUUUAUCCGUAUAUUGAUAGUGUUAUAUCCUUUUAUGCUGUUGGAUUUUCUUAAGUGUUGAAAGGGAAAUAAACGUUUCGACAAAAGCA
Messenger RNA from Phyllopteryx taeniolatus (common seadragon), 5329 nucleotides. Its product is annotated as transmembrane protein 184B-like. The coding region runs from base 2260 to 3630 and encodes 456 amino acids. The record is from RefSeq and is a predicted model, not a curated record. The transcript has 11 exons. Gene Ontology annotation, molecular function: transporter activity. NCBI's taxonomy places the organism in Eukaryota, Metazoa, Chordata, Actinopteri, Syngnathiformes, Syngnathidae. Gene Ontology annotation, biological process: transport.